GGGCAGUUGGGUUUGUUUUGGUUUAUGCAAACUGCGUUUUCUGACCAGGGUCCAAGGUUCAGCAUUACAACCUGACCGUCCUCGUCUUUGACUCACAGUCACGCUCUCCGUCAGCAACUCCUCUCUGGUGUUAUACCCCUCUGUUCCUCCUCUCCCGGGGCCGCUCCCCGCCUCGUAGCCACCUUAUCUGACAGUAGAAGCUGGCCUGCUAGUUAGCAUACAGGCUAAACACCGCCAGGUUUCCCUCAUGUCCUCUGAGGAAAGCUUGAUCUUCGCGAUCACAGACUGGCUCUUCGUCAAUUCCUGGUGGCUGCUUCUGCCGUUCGUCAUGCUGCUCGUAGUCGCUGCAUUCAUCGUUGCCUUUGUGUUGCUGUUGUAUAUGAUAUCGCCUCUAAUCAGCCCCAAGCCUCUAAAACUGAACGGGGCCCACGUCGUGGUCACAGGAGGCUCGAGCGGAAUUGGCAAAUCCAUUGCUGUUGAGUGCUACAGGCAAGGAGCGUUCAUCACCCUGGUGGCACGAGAUGAAGCUAAAUUACUUCAAGCUAAGAAAGAGGUGGAGAAGUUUGCAAUUAAUGAUAAGCAGGUGGUGCUGUGCAUAUCAGUAGAUGUGGCCAGUGAUUAUAGUCAGGUGGAAAGUGUGAUAAAACAGGCUCAAGAGAAGCUGGGUCCAGUUGAUAUGCUUGUAAACUGUGCUGGGAUGUCCAUCUCUGGGAAGUUUGAGGAAGUCCCAGUGGAUCAUUUUAAAAAAAUAAUGGAGGUCAACUACCUGGGCAGUGUUUAUCCCACGCGUGCCGUCAUAACCACCAUGAAGGAGCGGCGAAUGGGCCGCAUCAUGUUUGUGUCAUCCCAGGCAGGGCAGCUCGGACUCUUUGGAUAUACUGCCUACUCUCCAUCCAAAUUUGCCCUGCGUGGCUUAGCAGAGUCCCUGCAAAUGGAGAUCAAGCCGUACAAUAUUUACGUGACUGUGGCCUACCCUCCUGACACUGACACACCAGGGCUGGCUGAGGAAAAUAAGACAAAGCCUCUGGAGACCAAACUGAUCUCUGAAACAUCUGGAGUGUGCCAACCAGAACAAGUUGCCAAAAUUGUUGUGCGGGAUGCAGUGCAAGGGAACUUUAACAGUUCUGUGGGACCUGACGGCUAUAUGCUCUCAGCUCUCACCUGCGGAAUGUCCCCCGUCACUUCUAUCACAGAGGGUCUCCAGCAGAUUGUCACCAUGGGGUUAUUCCGCACCAUCGCGCUCUUCUACCUGGGGAGUUUCGAUAGCAUUGUGCGCCGCUGCAUGAUUCAGAGAGAGCAGUUGAGAGCCGCCGACAAGACGGAGUAAUGUCGGCCUCAGCUUCUUCACAGCCCACUUCCCUUCCUCUUCUACGUCUUCCUCCUCCUCUGCCCAUGUCUCCGUCCCCUCAUCCAGCUGUACAGGUGCACAAACGCAGGUGGGAAAGAGGCAAAAGCGUUGAGUGUGUUCUUAAUGGGAUGUGAAAAAUGCUAGAUGUUUACUCUUUGCUUGUCGAAUAGUUUUCACAGCCAUUACAGUUUCUCUGUCCUUUCUGAGCAUUCCAGUGACAUUUUUCCUUUGACGUGUCCACCUGCUCUUCUUGUUGGACCAUUCUUAUACUUUGAGGUAAAAGGCAGACUAAACAAAAACACUUUAAACACACAGCCUCUGCCAACAACAAACAUUUCAGAUUACAGUCAUCCCGGCCUCUACAGGCACAGUGUUCAUUUUCCUUUUCAAUCACUAAGACGAAAAGUAGCCGAUAGUCUAUCUGACUAUUUGUGCCAAAAACAGCCUAAAAUAUUUUCCCACUUUGGUUCCACUUUGUGAAUAUAUUUUACUAUCUUUACUAAAAUCCUACCAUCUUCUCCAGCCCUCUGUUUGUACCACAAGUCUUCGCAGGCGAAGCGCCUUCCCUUUUUUUUCCCCAAGCACGUCUCGUGCGUUUCGACGCAGCGACCCAACACUUUGUUAAAGGCGUGUGAUGUUUUUCCUUUUGUGCUUGUUUUAAUUUGAAUGACAUCAGAGAGCACGAGGGCGCGUGAAGAUUCUAUUUUUCAGUCAAGUUUUGACAUUAUUUCUACCAAUGCAAAAAUCUACAAUACUUUCCAAAAAAAUAACAUUUUUUUAAAAAUGCCACAAUUUAAAUUUAAAUUGUGCUUGUGUGUUUAUAUUUGCUGUGACUGAGCCCGCAGCGCAGGGAGAGAAAAGCCAUUCGAUUUUAUGUUCCUGCAAUAUUGCACCAAAAUGAUUCAUGGUCCUUCCAGUUUAUUUCUUGAGUAAAAAAACAGGUACGAGUUGAGUUAAAGCCAUGUAGUUAAGAUGGUGAAAAAAACAGUCAGGUGACCAGUUUCUGCAUUUCCAUUACUUUUCCUUUCUUACUUGUGUGAAAGGAAGUGUUUCGUUUUUACAUGCAGUUCAUCAGUCGUGUAUCUGUGCACAUUUUAGCCACCCUAACGUAGAUCCAGGUGGGAUUUAUUCUGUCGGGGUGGUGCAAGUCAGGCAUUGAGGACCAAACUUGCUGGUUUGAGUUUGGACCCAACAAGUUUAAAAAAAGAAAAAAAAAAGUUGGAAAUGUGUUUUACAAUAAAAACAACAGUAGUUGAGGGACUUCCAUGGAGGUGGGAAUUUUGUCCUUCUGAAUUUAUUCUGCUGUUACUCUGCACAAACAGGACUGUCUAUCCCUCAGUAGUCUGUUUAUCGUCAUUUCAGUUGAAAAAUUGUGAUGUAUCAUACAGUAGUACUACUCUGGGUUCAAAGGGACGAAAAAGUACAGCGUUGUUUUGCAAGUCUUCCUCUGGUCAAUUCUAAACAGGGAGAAUGUACUUUUUACAAAUCGGAAAUUAAGGAUAUUAUUUUCAAAAUGCACCAAUAGUUGAAUGCCAAAAUGUGAUAAGACCAUUUUUGUAGAUGCAGUGUGUUACGUUGAGAUUCAUUUCGGUGUCGCUGCUCUGUUGAUCCGUAGAAUUAGUUUGUAAGGAAGGAAACUAAAAGAUGUGGAGCGGUGUGAGGAGCCAUUCUAAGCCUUAAUGACAUAACUACUGACGAAGCUAAUGCUUUAAGAAUGGAUCCGUCCACACAACAAUGUGGCCUAACCCACAUGUGGUUUACCAGUUCAAUUUUUAAAUGUGACUUUUCAGUGUUAUUUUUUUUUUUCGUUCUGUGUUUUUGUCGAUAUUCCGUCUUUGUGUGAGAAAAAGCCUUAGUGAAAUCCAAGAUAUGAAAGUGAGAAUGGAUGACUCGUGUUUGAUGAUGUUCUCAUUUGAUUUUUAGUUGGUUUAAAGGCACAAUGUCUUGAGCUUGAGGCAUUUUCUGAAAUGUACAUCUGUUGCUUUCAGGCAUUCUCUUUACUUUCCCUUAAAGUAGCAGCUCUCAGUUAUAGAUUAUGUAGCCCAUGUAAAAGCAGUUCCGUUUUAAGUCCCUUUAAGCUAUGCAAUUGAAGCCUCUGCUUGCAAUAUGGUUAAACGCAUAAUACAUAAUUUAUGUAACAGUGACUAAUUUCCCUAUUUAUAUCCUCGUAAAAGUCAUUACACUGUUUUGUUUUUCGUUAUUUGCUUUCAUUCGUUCAAGUUUUCUGCCAAAAACAAACACGUUCACCUUGUGUGCCAUGGACAAAUGUGAGAAGUGAACUUUUUUUUUUUGUCUUAUUUUCUUACAUGAUAAACUAAAUAAAUAAAUGUCAGGAAAAAAA
This is a messenger RNA of Cynoglossus semilaevis (tongue sole), 3689 nucleotides long. RefSeq names its product 3-ketodihydrosphingosine reductase (gene kdsr). NCBI's taxonomy places the organism in Eukaryota, Metazoa, Chordata, Actinopteri, Pleuronectiformes, Cynoglossidae. The record is from RefSeq and is a predicted model, not a curated record. Gene Ontology annotation, biological process: sphingolipid biosynthetic process. Bases 248 to 1327 code for a protein of 359 amino acids. Gene Ontology annotation, cellular component: endoplasmic reticulum membrane. Gene Ontology annotation, molecular function: 3-dehydrosphinganine reductase activity. The transcript has 10 exons.